UUCUUAAAACUCCGACAUUACAGGCAUCUUCGAGAUAUCUUCAAACGAAAUCGUUUACUUUCAAACUUAUAUCUCCUGUCAAGUUUCCGAUUUUUCGUCGGCCGGUCGGAAUCUUCUCUGCAUAUCUCCGAUCACUCGAUCUCAACUCUAUACACGGAAAUGAAUCCCGAAUAUGACUACCUGUUCAAGCUAUUACUCAUUGGAGAUUCAGGAGUUGGAAAAUCAUGCCUUCUAUUGCGUUUUGCCGAUGAUUCAUACUUGGAAAGUUACAUCAGCACCAUCGGUGUGGACUUUAAAAUUCGCACCGUGGAACAGGAUGGCAAAACAAUUAAGCUCCAAAUUUGGGAUACUGCUGGGCAAGAACGCUUCAGGACAAUCACCAGCAGCUACUAUCGUGGAGCUCAUGGCAUUAUUGUCGUUUACGACGUGACCGAUCAAGAGAGUUUCAACAAUGUCAAGCAAUGGUUGAGUGAAAUUGAUCGUUAUGCUAGUGAGAAUGUAAACAAGCUUCUCGUUGGAAACAAGUGUGAUCUUACAGCACAGAAGGUCGUGUCAUAUGAAACCGGAAAGGCAUUUGCUGAUGAGAUCGGGAUUCCAUUUCUAGAAACAAGUGCGAAGAGUGCCACCAAUGUGGAAGAGGCUUUUAUGGCUAUGGCUGCUGAAAUCAAAAACAGGAUGGCAAGCCAGCCAGCAAUGAACAAUGCUAGACCUCCAACCGUUCAGAUCCGAGGACAACCCGUCAACCAGAAAUCAGGUUGCUGCUCUUGAACUAUUUCGGUGGUCAAUGGCUUUACGAUCUACAAGUGUUAUAAACUUCAGUGCCUUACUUUUUGAAGCCGUUGAUCAUUAAUCGUGUCUCUUUGGUCGAACUUCCAUUCUUUUGAAUGUAAACUGAAUUCAGGGAACUUCUUGUACAAAAAAAGUAGGAUAAGAUUUGUUGAAUGAUGACUAUAUUAUACUGCUGCUUCACAGUUUGCAUCCCUUUGUGAUCUAUAAUUUGCCGAAAGUUUUACCUACUUUUUCCCCUUAUAUAACA
Molecule: messenger RNA, 1036 nt
Organism: Cynara cardunculus var. scolymus (artichoke)
Lineage: Eukaryota; Viridiplantae; Streptophyta; Magnoliopsida; Asterales; Asteraceae
Product: ras-related protein RABD2c
Exons: 8
Coding region: 160-768 (202 amino acids)
Molecular function (GO): GTPase activity; GTP binding
Source: RefSeq, a predicted model, not a curated record